CUAUUCAAAAUGGCAGCGUCUCAAUCAGGAAGUAAGGAAAACAACUACGAAGACUAACUUGGAUAAAUAUCCCAGUUUAAGCUACUUUGACGCGAGUGAUUGUACAGAAUCAAGGCCAGUGUUUUCGUGGUAAAGACUGACUGCAUAUAGCCCGCUCAUGGUCAUGGAGAGCACUUGUCCUUGUUGAAGUACCGUCUCAAAAGCAGCCAGUACAUCAUUGGCGGUAGAGAGGUGCACAGUCUUUGUCUGCUGGUAGUCAUGUGUGAAGCUCUGGUCUGAUGUCCACCCUUACCUCAGUGCUGGCCAUGGACGGGGAGAAUUACCUGCAUCCAGAAGGCCCUCAGCUGAACAGCAGCCUUUUCUCGGUGGACCCCUCAAACAUGGAGAGUUCAAUAUUUGGCUCCUCUGGUUCCUGGGGAUCGUUCCCUCAUCAGCCUGGAUACUGUCCUAUGCAAUCUGGAAACCAGCAAUACCACUUAAAUAGCAGCACUACCACCAACAUUCCUGAUAUGCACAUGAGCAUGUACACAGGAUUCCCUGACAUGGAUUUAACCAGCCUCAACCUCCAUAAAAAUGGAAACGGAGACUUCCCCCAGGACCUGUCCUGCAUUGAUGACCUCUCGACCUCUCUGUUCUCCUCUCCGGCGGACUCACUGUCCGAGUACGCUGAUACCACGCCCUACAUCAGCGCUAACCCCCAGGAACCACUGCCCUCCAUCUGGGACAUUAACACCAACACUAGUACCGCCACCACACAAGCACAGAGCCACUUAGAGCAGAAUGGCACCAGCAGGUUUCAAGGCCUUACCAGUUUGGAAGACAUUUCCGCUAUAAUCAGCACCCCAUCUUUAGGAUUCCAGGCUCAGGUAACGCAGUCCUCACCAGAGGAGGAAGAGGAGGCUGAAGAGGAGGAAACAGAAGAGCUGGGGCAUGUCGACACAUAUGCUGAGUACAAACCCUCCAAAUCAACAAUAGGAAUUUCACAUCCUGACAUUGUUGUGGAAACCAACACACUGUCCAGCGUCCCUCCUCCUGACAUUACCUACACUUUAUCUAUCCCUGAGUCAACUAUUAACAGUGGUCUGCUGUCUGCACUGCAGCUGGAGGCCAUCAUCUACGCCUGCCAGCAACACGAGGUGAUCCUGCAGAACAAACAGAGAGCGGGCUUCCUGAUUGGAGACGGGGCGGGUGUUGGAAAGGGGCGCACCGUGGCGGGGAUCAUUCUGGAGAACUACCUUAAGGGACGAAAAAAGUCACUGUGGUUCAGCAUAUCCAAUGACCUGAAAUAUGACGCAGAGAGAGAUCUCAAAGACAUAGAUGCACCAAAUAUUCCGGUGCAUGCCUUAAAUAAGAUAAAGUAUGGAGACACAGCUACCUCAGAGGGAGUUCUUUUUGCAACUUAUUCUGCGCUCAUUGGAGAGAGCCAGGCGGGGGGGCAGCACCGGACACGGAUUAAACAGAUCCUGGACUGGUGCAAGCAGGACUUUGAUGGAGUCAUUAUUUUUGAUGAAUGCCACAAAGCCAAGAAUGCCACAUCCACCAAAAUGGGCAAGGCAGUCCUGGACCUGCAGAACAAGCUGCCGCAGGCCAGAGUGGUGUACGCGAGCGCCACAGGAGCCUCUGAGCCAAAGAACAUGAUUUAUAUGAGCCGCCUGGGAAUCUGGGGCGAGGGCACACCCUUCAGAACCUUUGAUGACUUCCUGCAUGCCAUUGAGAAGAGAGGGGUCGGGGCUAUGGAAAUUGUGGCCAUGGACAUGAAAGUGAGCGGGAUGUAUAUUGCCAGACAGCUCAGCUUUUCUGGCGUUUCUUUCCGCAUCGAGGAGAUCGGCCUGGAUAAUGACUUCAAAGAGGUUUACAACAAAGCUGCCAAGCUGUGGGCCGAGGCGUUAAAAGUCUUCAUGCAAGCAGCUGACGACCUGGGCCUGGUCAGCAGGAAGUCCCUGUGGGGACAGUUCUGGUCGUCCCACCAGCGCUUCUUCAAGUACCUUUGCAUCGCUGCCAAAGUGCGCUGCCUGGUGGAGCUGGCUCAGAAGGAGCUGGAGGCUGGAAAGUGUAUAGUUAUAGGGCUUCAGUCUACCGGAGAAUCACGCACCAGGGAGGUCUUGGACGAAAACGACGGCCAUCUUGACCGAUUUGUUUCUGCGGCAGAGGGAGUUUUCCAGUCUCUUGUAACAAAGCACUUUCCUUCAGAGAAACAAAGGAGGGAGAAGGCACCGGGGAGUAAGAGGAAAAAAGGGAAACCUCGGGGUCGCCAGCCAAAGAUGCCUAAGCACACCGUGGACAGCGGUGGCAUCAUAAACAUCUCCGAUGACAGCAGCAGUGACUCUGAAGGAAUGGACACCGACUCCAACUCCUCGCCAGACUCUCUGCAGGACAACGAUGACGUCAUCUUUGUUACCCACACUAGCUCCCAGUCAGCCAGAAUAGAGGAGAUGAAGCAGAGUCUGCUUAAUAAGAUCGCUGAACUGGGGAAAGAACUACCUCUCAACACUUUGGACGUGCUCAUAGACAAGUUUGGAGGACCUGAUAAAGUUUCUGAGAUGACUGGACGGAAAGGCCGCGUCGUCAGACGUCUAGACGGCACCGUUCGCUAUGAGUCCCGUGCAGAGCAAGGCUCCACAAUUGACCAAAUUAACAUCAAGGAGAAGGACCGCUUCAUGACUGGAGAAAAGUUGGUGGCUAUCAUCUCAGAGGCAGCCAGUUCAGGGAUCUCCCUGCAAGCGGACAAACGAGUGAAAAACCAGAAGCGGCGGGUCCACAUGACACUGGAGCUGCCUUGGAGCGCAGACAGGGCCAUUCAGCAGUUCGGCCGCACUCAUCGGUCCAAUCAGGUCACAGCACCAGAAUACAUCUUCCUCAUCUCAGAGUUGGCCGGGGAGAGACGUUUUGCAUCUAUUGUGGCCAAACGACUGGAGAGCCUGGGAGCUUUGACCCAUGGGGACAGAAGAGCCACUGAAAGCAGGGACCUGAGCAAGUACAACUUUGAGAACAAGUAUGGUACCAAGGCGCUGGAUAAAAUCACCAAAUCAAUCAAUGGCUACAUAGACAACAAGGUGCCUCCUCCCAGAGGAUACCCUGGGGGCGACUCCAUGUUCUUCAAAGAUAUGAAAUAUGGAAUGAUUGAUGUGGGUAUCAUCAGUAAGGAGCCUCGCUUUGGUAUCAGUACAGAGAAAGACUGCAGCAUCACCAAGUUCCUGAACCGCAUCCUGGGCCUGGAGGUCCACAAGCAGAACUACCUCUUCCAGUACUUCACCGAUAACUUUGACUACCUGAUAGAAAAGGACAAGAAGGAGGGCAAAUAUGACAUGGGAAUCCUGGAUCUGGCUCCUGGUAACGAUGAGAUUUAUGAGGAAAAGCAGGAAACGUUCCUGACUGCCGGAAAUCCUCAAGAUGGACAAGUUGUUCUUUAUAAGAUCAGCGUGGACAGAGGAAUGCCCUGGGAGGAGGCGUACAACCGGUCGCUGAAGCUCACUGGUCCCGAUGAGGGAUUCUACCUUUCCCACAAGCUGCGAGGUAACAGUCCGUGUGUGCUGCUGGCUGAGCAGGGAAGAGGUAAAAACUUCAACAUCUACAAGCCCAACAUUGGAAAGCAGCAGCUCCCCGAGAGCCUCAACAAGCUGCAGCAACGUUACAGGAAGGUUACUUACCUGGAGGCCAGGGAGAGCUGGGAGAACCAGUUUACCUUUUCCUUCAAGAACUGUAGCCACGCCAACUGGAAUGGGAAGUGUAAGAAGAUUGAAGAGGGCCAGGAGUGCCUGGCAGGGAUGCGCCUCCGUCAGUAUCACAUGCUGUGUGGAGCUUUGUUGCGGGUGUGGAAGCGGGUCUCGGACGUUGUGUCUGACAUCACCAGCACCAGCAUUCUGCAGAUCGUACGCCUCAAAACGAAGCAGCAUAACAAGCAAGUCGGCAUCAAGAUCCCAGAGAACUGUGUGGCUCGCGUUCGUGAGGAGCUGCUGCAGAUGGACACAGAGGUGAAACGGAGACGGAAAGAGAAGGAGCUGAAGGAGCUGCAGGAGCGCAAGUGGAAGCUGGAGCAGCAGGAAAAUAAGCAUCGUCUGGAGAACUUGUUCAGUCAGAAAGCCUUACCCAAUCAGUCCCUCAGCCAGAACCUUAACCAAAACGCUCUACAGACCACCCAGCCUGUGAGCUUCUCCCAGUUACCAGAAUUGACUCAGCAGAACUCCCAUGGCCUGUCGCUGUUCUCUUUGCAGAAUCAAAACGGCUGGUGUCCGUUCCCCAACAGCACGGUCAGCCACAGACCUCCCCAGUUUUACAACCCUACUUAUUUCCAGCAGUCCAAGAACCCGCUGCCUCCACUCUGCCAGUUCGUCCCGCCUCCCAGUUUAUCUUCCAAGAACCCUUUGGAUGAAAUCUUGGACCUGACAGUGAGCCCGCCCUCUUCGUCUCCAGACACCACCUCAGCCAACCCGGCAGCGUUUGUGGACGAUUUCAACCUGGACGCUCUUCUGGCCGCCCCCGCUCCAGACACGUCGAACACCAUGCAGACGGCGCCGUCUCAGCUCGAUCUGCAGCACAUCCUCCAGGCUCUGCAGCACACCCAGGAUAACGCACAGGCCGCUGCGCCUUUAUUCGACCUGCAGCCCCACCAACAGACCCAACAGGAUCCACAGAAGCAGGAGCAGAACCCCACCCUGCUGGCUCAUUUACAGCAGCAGGACUUAGACGAUCUUUUUGAGUCUCUGUCUCCACAGAUGUCCACGCAGAAAGCCAACCCUUCGUCUUCCAACUCGUCCUGUGCUUCCUCUGCGUCCUCCACCUCACCCCACUUCUCCAACCCAUCGUCCUCCUCGUCCUCCUCCCUGUUCUCAAGCUCGCCCUCCAGCUUUCCAGGCUUCAUCCUCCCAGCCUCAAACUCGCUGCCCAACGGCCACUGCAGCUCGGGCGCUCUGGAUGUCCGCGAGGCUCUGAACAGCAUGCUGCAAGCUGGCCCAGACCGCAAGUCCGUCAUUCAGUACCGUCAGCAAGAAUAAUAGUUACAAACUACCUGGAAUAUGUCCUGUUUGAUGGUGUUUGGUUUGUCUUUUUAAAGCAGAUCGCAUCGUGUUUGCUGCUGUCUAGAAUCGCACCCUCAGACCUACCCCACCCUCCGUCCUCCUCGCCCCCCCCCCUCAGGGCCAAUAGUCACGUCACUGCCUGUCCUGUGCUGGACCCCCCACCCCCAAAAUCCCACCACAACCCCACCCCUCUUCUCCUCCUUCACCUCCUUCCUCCUGAGGUAAUGGCAGACUCAGUCGUUAACUGAUUUCUGCACCAAAGUGUGAUCUUCGCAGAAAAAGGCAGCUGUUUUCAAACUUUUGUUUUUUAAAGGAUGCAAAAAAAACCUUAAAUGAAAUCUGGAGCUGUCAAAAAUGCUUUCAUUAAGACGUGGUAAUCUUUAAGGAUAUAUUUAGUAAACGUUCUGCCGCUGAUUCUGAGGUGUAAUGAGCGAUGUCACUGGAAGCUCUAAAAUGCCUCUCGCCAACGCUGACUUUUGAUUUCUCUGUUACUUUCCUCGCUUUAGAAAAACAAACAGGCGCUGCUGAGCUUCGAAACAUUCAGCUGGAUGACGAGAAGGAGGAAAAUAGGAAGUGGUUGAGAUGAUUAGCCAUGAAAUGCCUCUGUUUUAAGCCGUUUCCUCCUCCUGCUUCUCUCCCUGCUUCUAUGAACACUAGUGCGAGGAAACGAGGGUGAGGACCAUCAGUCUGCUGUUGCAAACAGUGCCUUCAGAGAAAAACUUAGAAAUGCAGUCUUUAAUAAUCCAUGUAGCCUAAUGUAUAGAUUUGUACUCCUGAGCGGUGGUUUUAUCUUUAAUGUAUUUGUAUUUAACUUUGACCCCAUGAAUGAGCGAGUGAGUCAUCUGGUGUUUGUGUUACAUUGUGCUGGUGUCGGGGGUGGAGGAACAUUAUUCUGGUGUCAGAUUGUCUGCUUUGCUGCUCUUUGGAUGAAAAAUGUUAAAAUAAAAGUUAAAGGAGGGUUUUAGGUAUUAGAGAUGUCAGCUAGUGGUAGAUUUGCACACAAAUAUGGCGUGUUGGAUGCAGAAUCUCACCCAGUUUGGAUUUUUCCAGGCCUCUGAGGAAUGAUAACACUACACCCCAUCAGGUUCUCACCAGGACUGCUUGAGUAAAAUGCAGCUCUGUUGCUCCAUGUUUUAUCCUCAGCAUGUCCUUCUCGUUUUUACAUCUCCCAUCCUUUACCUGUGUCUGUCUCACCGUGCUCUGUUUUUAAAAAAAAAAAAAAAAAACUUCUUUUCUUUUUUUUUUUUCUCAACAGCGGAUUUUAGCUCACGUCUGAUGCUGAUUCUGUUUCAGAUUGCCGCUCUUUCGGUGCACCUCGACUCGUUUUCAGUCCAUGUGUGUCUGUGGUUCUUUUUACAUUUGCUUUCACUUGGCAUGAGCUGGUAUGAGAUUAUUGUGUAAAAAAAAAAAAAAGUCAACUUUAAAGCAAAAAAAAAAAAACGUUUAUCCCUUAUCUGCUAAAAUAAUAAUAUUUAUUAUGAUGAUAAAUAUAAUGACCUUAUCUGUUAGAUUUAUGUUAUUCUAUAAAAACAAAAAAUGUAAAUAAAUACAUUUUUUCAGCCACAUGUCUGAGAAUUGACCGGUAGUGAAGAGAAACAGGUGGGGGCAGCACCAUGUCAUUGAAAGAUUUUUAAACUGCAGUGAUGUCAUGAGGUUAAAUGUAAAAAGCUGAGUUGCAGUGAACAGCUAACAGUAACCAGCUCAUGCCUCGUUUCGUGUCUUCACUUCUAGCAGAUCACUAAUCAUCUCUUUCAUGAUUGGAAUUAAAUCCAGAAAGUUUUUGUAGCAUCUGAGUAAAUUCUGCCCUUUUUUGUUUAUUUCUAUAAAAGAAGCAUGAGCUUCCAUCUUUGUUAAAGCUUCUGAGAUCCGCUCGUUUAGGUUCCUGUCACGUCGCCAGAUGAUCAACUGAUCAAAAAGCAAUAACCAAUAGUUUGGAAAAAAAAGAAGGGCAAACGUUUACGCUCAGCAGGGCAAACCUUUGGCUGUGCUUUCAUGGUAUGAAUCUCCUUUAUUUCUGUCUUGUACGUUUGUAAAGUAUAGUUUAUCUCGAUGAACAUCACAAGUUCUUGAUGUCAUUGCUAUUAUAAAACCUAUUGUUAUUUAUAUUUAAGGGAUAUUUAGAUUUUAGAUAUGUUAUCUUAUUAUGAUAGUCAGUGGUAUAUUACGGUCAGGGAUGUUACUUGUGUUGAAGAUUAUUGCUAUAAAAAAAAAAAAACAACAAACAAACAAAAAAAACAGAUUUCAUUAUAACCUGCCACCAAAUAAGAUUGCACUGUUCUGUACUGCUGUACAGCAUCUGGGUUUAUUUUAACUCCCGCUUUCCUUUCCACUCGUUCGCCUUUUGUCCCAGAAAUACCAAAGUGUUCCACAGACAGAAACCCUAAAGAAACUGGCUCCAACAUGCAAGACCUUUAAGAAAUCUCAGGAAGAAACCCAGCGUGUCGGGGCGUUGACAUAAUUAUGUCCUUUCCCUCGGUAACAGUGAUUAAACUAACGAAUCUUUUUGUCUUUGUUUUGUUUUGUUUUUUCUCCUAACUCUUUGCUGUGAGUGUUGCUGUAUUUAUGUUGAGAACUUAAUGUGAUGAGUUUGUGAAACUGUUGGUGAUUUUAAAUGUUUAUGCCAUCUUAGCUCAAAGAUCAAAGCCUCUCUCUGUUAAGGAAUCGUACUUUUCUGUGGAAAGUUUCGUCAUUUUGUUUGGUUUUUAAUUCAGUCACACCUGGUUAUGCUUUAGCGUAUCAAUAGCAAAUCCUAGCCUCCCUCUCCUCCCAGAAGGUUCAAACUAACACAAAAUAAAAUAAUCUCCUGUAUUUCUCUUCAGGCACAUUCCAAGAUAUCCGUCUGCAGAACCUUUCUUUGUUGUUUUUUUUGUUUUGGCACAAAAGCUUUACAUAUAUGA
Messenger RNA from Cyprinodon variegatus (sheepshead minnow), 7912 nucleotides. RefSeq names its product strawberry notch homolog 2 (Drosophila) (gene sbno2b). The record is from RefSeq and is a predicted model, not a curated record. Lineage: Eukaryota; Metazoa; Chordata; Actinopteri; Cyprinodontiformes; Cyprinodontidae. The coding region runs from base 279 to 4991 and encodes 1570 amino acids. Gene Ontology annotation, molecular function: chromatin DNA binding; histone binding. Gene Ontology annotation, cellular component: nucleus. Gene Ontology annotation, biological process: regulation of DNA-templated transcription. The transcript has 32 exons.